Messenger RNA from Diachasma alloeum, 1349 nucleotides. RefSeq names its product paired box pox-neuro protein (gene Poxn). The transcript is spliced from 6 exons. Bases 98 to 1270 code for a protein of 390 amino acids. Gene Ontology annotation, molecular function: DNA-binding transcription factor activity, RNA polymerase II-specific; RNA polymerase II cis-regulatory region sequence-specific DNA binding. Gene Ontology annotation, biological process: anatomical structure development; regulation of transcription by RNA polymerase II. The record is from RefSeq and is a predicted model, not a curated record. Lineage: Eukaryota; Metazoa; Arthropoda; Insecta; Hymenoptera; Braconidae.
GCUGAAUCGGGAGGAGAUCGAUCUGACGGGAGUUUCUACGGCUAUAAAAUCAGUCGUAAAGAAUAUCAACAGAUAAUCGUGGAAGACAGGAGUGAGGAUGCCACAUACAGGUCAAGCUGGUGUCAACCAACUGGGUGGUGUAUUUGUGAAUGGGCGACCGUUACCAGACUGCGUAAGACAGCGAAUUGUCCAACUGGCGCUUGUCGGUGUCAGGCCCUGCGACAUAUCGCGACAGUUACUCGUCUCCCACGGCUGUGUCUCCAAGAUACUGACGAGGUUUUACGAGACUGGUAGCAUAAGGCCCGGCAGCAUCGGCGGAAGCAAAACUAAGCAAGUGGCAACGCCGACGGUGGUGAAGAAGAUCCUGAGGAUGAAGCAGGAGCAGCCGACGAUGUUCGCUUGGGAAAUCAGGGAACAAUUGGCUAGGCAAGGUGCAUGUGAUCCACAGAGUUUACCGUCUGUAUCGUCGGUCAAUAGAAUACUCAGGGGCGGUGGACUACAUACGGAUCAUCCGGGGAUUGAUGCUGGUUCAUCUAGCGGGUAUCAAACCCACGUGCCGUCGAGUCCGGAGGCUAGAGAAGCCCUGAUGAGAACGGAUUAUCAAUUAUUUUACCCCGGCUCCCUGGGUCCCCUUCACAUAUCAACGAGUGGAUCAACUGGAAAUCCGAAUGCACCAACGUGGAAUCCUGGAUUUUACUCGUCCCUCUAUCAAGCAACCACACUGCAUCUGCAUCACGGAAUGCAGGCAUUCACUACACUGGAGCAAGAGCGAAUGGCCGAACAACAGAGUGGACAGAGCCAAGUUGAACUGAAAUCCAGUUCAAGCUCAAUGGCAGGAAGUGACGAUUCCCUAGACAAAAGUGAUUUAGACGAUAAUGUUGAGUCGCAGGACAAUUACAAGUCCUUCCAAAGUUCCCCGAUAAUUCUAGAGCUGGGUCAGAAGAUCGGCAGCGAUCGGAGUGCAUUCGUGCGCCACGGGACGCCCAAUUCGUCGAAUAACUUUGAAAUCUCACGGACAAGUCCCGCGUCAGCGAUUGGUGACGACAUAACACCGCAGACGUCACGAAGUGGUAACGAAAAUUCGAGUGAUAUCAGUACUGAGGGAGUGUCGUCCGGCAAUAGACCCCAACAGCCCCAGAAAAAACGAAAUCCCUACUCCAUAGAAGAACUACUCAAAAAAGAUGAACGCGGCGUUAGUAAUAAACGACCGAGAGUGAUUGCAACUGGCAUUGUCCAGCCGUGUGGGAUAAUAGUCGGUAAAGAUGGGUAGAAUAUGUCAUGUCCCAAUGUAAAUUAAAAAGUAGCUUAAUUCUUUAAUUAAUGGAGAUGAAAUUUAACGAUUAAUUCAA